GCGGCUGCAGGGGGAGAGGCGGCACCGCCCGCCCGGGAUGUGAGCACCGCCACCUCCGCUGCUGCCACAACCCUCUUCCUCUCCACUCGCGUGAUUCCUCAAACGGGCGUCACGCACAUUAUCCGCCUCAUUUACAUACAUGACACCGCCCAGGGGGACGAGCAUGAUCUGCAGCCGUCGCCUGAAAGCGAACCGUGCGGAGGAGGAGGGGAGGAAAGAAACGCCGAAACAAAGUUUGGACAGGAGCGCGGUGUUUUAGACCGAGCCGAGUGUUUCCACAGCAGAAGAACCAGGGGCGCUCGUCGGAGCUCUUUGCCCAGCAGACUUUUUUAGGGGGGGGAUUUACAGACAUGGACGCUUUGAAAUCCGCCGGAAGGGCAAUUAUCCGGAGCCCCAGCAUCGCCAAACAGUCGUGGGGUUCGGGCAGACAUAAAAAGCUUCCGGAGAACUGGACUGACACAAGGGAGACCCUACUGGAGGGUAUGGUGUUCCAGCUCAAAUAUCUGGGGGUCACGAUGGUCGAGCAGCCCAAAGGAGAGGAGCUGUCUGCGGCUGCCGUCAAGAGGAUAGUGGCUACGGCCAAAGCAAGUGGAAAAAAACUUCAGAAAGUCACGUUAUCGGUCUCCCCACGAGGAAUCAUCCUUUACGACAGUGCCUCUAACCAGCUGAUAGAAAACAUCUCCAUAUACAGAAUAUCAUAUUGCACGGCAGACAAGAUGCACGACAAAGUGUUUGCCUACAUUGUCCAGAGCCAACACAAUGAGACCCUCGAGUGUCAUGCCUUCCUCUGCACUAAGAAAAAAACGGCCCAGGCGGUAACCCUCACAGUGGCUCAGGCGUUCAGAGUGGCGUUUGAAUUCUGGCAGGCUGCCAAGGAAGAGAAAGAGAAACGAGUGAAGUCGGGCUCAGACGGGGAAGGAGCCAGCAACUCCCAGUCAGAGAGCUCGGCCAGCCUGGGCAGCCUGAAGGGAGGAGAGGUGGCCACAGGGAAACUUCUGGACCUGGCUGAGGGAGCCAACGUGGCACAGGUCCACUCAGGGACCAAACAGGCGGAAUCGGAUUCCUUUAUGGAGCAUAACCACGCAACGGAGAACAACAAUACUGUCUGGGAGUUGGAGGACGGUCUGGACGAGGCUUUCUCAAGCCGCAGUCUGGAUAGCUUUGAAUCCUACUCAGACUCGCUGAGUCUCGCACUAACCCCCAGGUCCUGGACAUUGGGGUAAACCCUCAGGACUUCAACACUGAAGAGUGCCUGUCCCCAGGCAAAUGGGACCAAGACGACUCAGACUUCACGGCACAAAAAGAUUUGUUUGGGUGCUAAUAUGAAGCCUCCGCCAAGAAGAGGAAGCAACAGGGAAAGACUUGGCAAAACGGUGGUUAAAAAGAAGAUGAGUAACAAAACGGGACAAUUAGGAAGGGUUCCCAUCCUUGUCCUUGCUGCCAAGUCCUCUCAGUGGUGCAGUUUAGUGGCUGAUGCUACUGCACACAUGCGGACCGAGGAGGAGAACAUGAGCAGGCUGCUCACAGAACAGGCCAAAGCAAUACAAACCAAUUUCUCCCUUUUCUAUGGAAAAAGAACAUGCAGUUAUUUAAUGUUUGUUACAGCCUGUGUGUUACUACCUUUUGUGUCUGUUUACCCAUUCACUGUUUGUAAUAUGGGCUUGUGUACAUAGUGCACAGAGUGUGAAAGUGUGUCUGUUGUUUAUAUAUGUACAAACAGAUAUGAGAGUUACAAGGAGCAGAGUGUGUAACAGGUCAUUAAGUGAGUUAAAGGUCAACAAGGGUGUAGAUGUUUUAUUUACUUACAGAUGUUGAAAUGUAACUGAACUAGAAGCUAAAACUCACUGGUGACGGCCACAUCUAAUGUUGUGCAACACAGUUAAAAGUUACUACCUAUGUGCUUCAAGGCAUCUAAAGCUUUAAAAAUAACCUGUGUGUGUGUGUUUCGAUCAAAGAGUGUGUGUUUGAUAAAUGUAUGAGAACAAGGUGACAAUCUUAUUUUUCUUCUUUUUUUUUCUCCAAUGUGAAAACUAUUUUUACACUCAGCAUUCAUCCAUGUUUAAAAGCACAUAUUUCAUGUAAGGGAAUAUAAUGUCAAAAUGUAUCAAACUCAUUAUUCAGGCUUCUGUACUCUGCCUCUAUUCACUCAUCCUUGUGGAUCUUUAAUGUUUUAUUGUUUGACAGCUUUGAAUCACAGUGGAUUCUUUACGCCGGUUCAACUGAAAUGUUCAGGAUCACUUACGAGAAACGUUUUGUCAGUGUGUCAUCAAACCUCAUGAAUCAACCGUGAUUCAUAGCUGAAUAAACAAAACAUGAAGUCCAACAGUGCAAGUGUUUUAUAGGCACUCUACCCCUGUAUGUUAAUUUAUAAACCUGCAUUGACUUUGGUGGUUUACUUUUUUUUUUCUGGUUAAGGUUCCCUGUGUUAUUGUUGGCAUUUUGUUUAUGUAUGAAUUUAAUUUAAUUCAUUAAUUUCAAUAAAGGCAAAAAUGUAUUGUUAA
This is a messenger RNA of Hippoglossus stenolepis (Pacific halibut), 2501 nucleotides long. It is a transcript of the gene ldlrap1b, whose product is annotated as low density lipoprotein receptor adaptor protein 1b. Gene Ontology annotation, cellular component: early endosome. NCBI's taxonomy places the organism in Eukaryota, Metazoa, Chordata, Actinopteri, Pleuronectiformes, Pleuronectidae. The record is from RefSeq and is a predicted model, not a curated record. The transcript is spliced from 10 exons. Bases 351 to 1223 code for a protein of 290 amino acids.